CCGAUACAGAUGAAAGAUGCAGCGAAUAACCGAAAAGAUCGAUAAAAAAAACUCGAGUCAAGUGACUACAAGAUAAUUUGCUUAAUCUGCCAUUUAAUGUGCCGAAACGAACAAUGGAAGACGUUAUCGAGGAAGAAGUCGAAUGGCAUGGCGAACAAAGAAGCAGACACCCCGCGAACACGGAACACUAUGAACAUGGCCUCCACCACUAUCACCCGCAUCGGCAAACUAGCACUAGUUUGGAACGCAAAAUUAGACAUAACAGAGAACACCCGCACCCGCCGCACUCGCUGCCGCGGCUGAGCGUCGUGCCGCCGGCCAGCAAUAGCUCCAGCACCGACAACAUCGCGGCGCCCGCGCCGAAACCCAAGCGGCCUCUGUCACACGGCGAUGAAUCAAUGACCGUGGUACUGUCAGCGUUUUACGCUAAACUAUUAAUAGUUUUAGGAGUUGCACUGCCUGUAACGAGCACCAUUCAAAAUGAGCUCUAUACCAAUAUUACGUCAGACAUCUUCACCAUGUAUUUAUACAUUAUCAGCAUGGCUUUCUUAGCUUAUACAUUCUACCAUCUGAGAAUAGCGAAAAAAGAUUUGAAAAAAGAUAACGUGAAACGCACACGCUAUGGCAGUUUUUACCUGCACAUGGGCGUGGCGGGAUUCAGCGUGGGCUCCAUCAUCUACUCGUGCCUCCAGUUCGGAGGGUACUUUGACUUGUCGGGGGACUGCCAAUUGCUCAUCGUAGCUGUCAAACCAGCCCUGAGGAUUCUGUACAUGGUCGCGCAAACUGUCUUCAUUUUCUCAUACACAGAUAUUUUAGAUCCAAUGCGAGGAGUGGUCCUUGAUAGAUUUGGAUUGAUGCAUUUGAUCGCCACGAAUGUUUGCGAAUGGCUCAAUGUGGUUAUACAAGAGACUAGAGACGACAUAGUCGCAGUUGCUUACGAUCGACCUGCUCUUCUGCGAUAUGCUAACAUCAGUGGACCAGCACAGACCAUAAUAAUGGACGAAGUUGACAACGCAACCUUCAUUGAACACCUCAGCUUAGCUAAUAUCACAUCGAACGAAACAACCAUGCGAAACUGGACAUGUGAUGUUUCAGACAUGAUCACUCCGCUGAUCCGAAGCGUGAACCCUUACUUACGGCCGUGUGGAGUGGAGUACAGUCUCUUGUGUUCCAUCAUCAUUGCUGUGAUAUGGAAUGACAUCUGCACUGUACCAGGAUCGAAAUUCACCAAGAAAUCUAACAGCAGUCCUCAAACGUUUGGCAUAGAAUCGCGACGGUGCUGCGCGCGGAUUAAAUCCAACAACCAUUUCUCCGUGGACUGCGGGAGCGCACACAAGGGCCUCUUCAUGGGCGUGGCGGUCCUGGCGGGGACCAUAGUCAGCCUCAUGCUGUUCAAUGGGCUGUUCCAGAAUCAGAAGCACGUUGAGCUGGCGUUGCUACAGGUGAACGUCUGGGAAACGAUUCUCUUCGUGCUGAUGACGGCGGGGUCGGGCGCGUGCAUCCAGCGCAUGCGGACGCUGCCGGCGCGCCGCGCGGUGGCCGCGCUGCCGCUGGAGCACGCGCUGCUGCUCGUCACGCAGUGCGGCGUCUACCUCUACUACCUGUUCCAGAUCAUCGGCGCCGGGUUCCUUAUACAGCGGUACCCGGAGGGGCGGCGAGCUACACGAAUACUAUCGCCUCUCUGCGCAUUAGUGCAAAGCUCUUGCCAGACUCUCCUGGUGUUGGACGCGUGGUCGCGGCGCUGCGCCGGCGCGCCGGGCGGCCGGCGCCCGGGCCGGCAGCUCGUUACCUUCCUCUUAGUGGGCAACUUCGCGCUGUGGCUCUUAAAUCGAGUCAAAAACGCUAGAGCUGAAUUUCAUCCGCUGCAAAUGGAAUUCUAUGGAGUUUGGGCUUGGACACUGAUCACGCAUGUUUCGGUGCCGCUUCUUGUCUGCUACAGAUUUCAAGCUACAGUUUGUUUUUAUGAAAUAUGGAAGAACUCUUACAAAACUAAUAAAGAUUCAAUUGAUGUAAUUGCCGAGGACGAAUUUGAAUUAAAGAAUUAUCAUUUAGCCUAAAAUAUUAAUUUAUUGUUAUUU
This is a messenger RNA of Ostrinia nubilalis (European corn borer), 2078 nucleotides long. Its product is annotated as proton channel OtopLc-like. Gene Ontology annotation, biological process: proton transmembrane transport. The transcript has 11 exons. Gene Ontology annotation, molecular function: proton channel activity. The record is from RefSeq and is a predicted model, not a curated record. Gene Ontology annotation, cellular component: membrane. NCBI's taxonomy places the organism in Eukaryota, Metazoa, Arthropoda, Insecta, Lepidoptera, Crambidae. The coding region runs from base 114 to 2057 and encodes 647 amino acids.